Messenger RNA from Salpingoeca rosetta, 1535 nucleotides. RefSeq names its product pyruvate dehydrogenase E1 component alpha. NCBI's taxonomy places the organism in Eukaryota, Choanoflagellata, Craspedida, Salpingoecidae. Gene Ontology annotation, cellular component: intracellular membrane-bounded organelle. The coding region runs from base 79 to 1221 and encodes 380 amino acids. The transcript has 11 exons. Gene Ontology annotation, biological process: pyruvate decarboxylation to acetyl-CoA. The record is from RefSeq and is a predicted model, not a curated record. Gene Ontology annotation, molecular function: pyruvate dehydrogenase (acetyl-transferring) activity.
CGAAAGGCCAACACCCCCACCACCCACACUUUUGCACAGUGCCAGCAACCAGCCAGCAACACACCACCACCUCGCACGAUGCUCUCCGCACGCAGCGUUGUCAGCAAGGCACGCCUUGCCUCCGUGGCCAGCCGCCGCUGGGCAAGCGACGUGGCCACAUUCACAGCCAAGCAAGAGUACAAGGGCCACAAGAUCGACGACCUUCCCUCUGGCACAGCAGAGUUCACCAAGGAGGAGGCAUGGAAGUACUUCAAGGACAUGUCCGUCAUCCGCCGCAUGGAGACCACCGCCGGCGAGCUCUACCGCUCCAAGUACAUUCGCGGCUUCUGCCAUCUCUACUCUGGACAGGAGGCCGUCUGCGUCGGCAUGAUGGCGGGCAUGAAGCCUGAAGACUCGUUCAUCACCGCCUACCGCUGCCACGGCUGGGCGUACUGCCACGGUUACAGCGUCAAGCAGAUCCUUGCCGAGCUCUUUGGCAACUCUGCUGGUGCAUCCCAGGGUCUUGGUGGCUCCAUGCACUUUUACGGCGACAAGUUCUAUGGCGGCAACGGCAUCGUCGGUGCCCAGGUUCCCGUUGGUGCAGGCGUUGCGCUCGCCCACCAGUACGCGAACGACAACGGCGUGUGCUUCACCAUGUACGGUGACGGCGCCGCCAACCAGGGCCAGGUGUUUGAGGCAUACAACAUGGCCAAGCUGUGGAACCUCCCCUGCGUGUUUGUGUGCGAGAACAACAAGUACGGUAUGGGCACAAGCGCCUCCCGCGCUGCCGCCUCUGUCGACUACUACACGCGUGGCGACUACGUUCCAGGCAUCUGGGUUGAUGGCAUGGACAUUGUUGCCGUGCGCGAGGCGACCAAGUGGGCCUCGGAGUACGCCAGCAAGAACGGCCCGCUGGUGAUGGAGGUUGAGACGUACCGCUACCACGGCCACAGCAUGAGCGACCCCGACACCACAUACCGCACGCGCGACGACAUCAAGAAGGUGCGCACGACCUUUGAUCCGAUUCUUCUCUUCCGCAACCACAUGGUCGAGGCCGGUUUCGCCACAGAGGACGAACUCAAGGCGGCAGAGAAGGAGAUUCGUGCGUCCGUGAAGGCGGAGGCAGACGAAGCACUUGCUGCACCGCCCACGUCACAGGACCUCCUCACCAAGUUUAUCCACAUUGAGGAGACGAACAACGUGCGCGGGUGUGAUCUGUACACGGUGUACAACCAGAAGUAAAGAGGACCGACCAUUCGUUCCCCCUUUGAUUCUGCUCUGCACUUCACGCGCUGCUUCUGGUGUCGCUGUCACUGCUGACUUGCCCCCCCCCCCUUCGUUGUUGUUGCUGUUGCCAGGUGAGGGCGUGUGUUGUGUUGUAUGGUGAUGAUUUCAUGUGAUGUGUAUGGACCCCAAUAACCCCCUUGCUGAUCAGCGAUGCCAGCGCUCACGUCACAGCACGCUGGCGUCGGGUCUCGCCUGCUGUUGUGUUGAUUUCCCUCCGACUGUUGUAUUGGAUGGUGUACAAGUAAAGCGCAACACGAGCAAACAUCCAC